Microdochium trichocladiopsis is the source of this 621-nucleotide messenger RNA. Its product is annotated as PLAC8 family-domain-containing protein. The record is from RefSeq and is a predicted model, not a curated record. NCBI's taxonomy places the organism in Eukaryota, Fungi, Ascomycota, Sordariomycetes, Xylariales, Microdochiaceae. The coding region runs from base 1 to 621 and encodes 206 amino acids. The transcript is spliced from 2 exons.
AUGGCUGCCCCCGUCGAUCAGAGCCAGCAAAACUUUGCUGCCGCUCCUCCUGCUGCUGCCGCUCCUCCUCAGGAGAAGCCCGCUCCCGCUGCCGCCGCUGGUCCGGCCAACGGUCCGAUCAACGACGCCGACAUUGAGGACUGGAAGAAGCGCUUCAACGAGGUUCUCGCCAAGCCCAGCGAGCAUGUCAACUCCAAGUCGCCCGCGACGGCCCAGUCCUGGACAAACAGCCUGUUUGGCUGCUUCAGCCCCAUCGACCUGUGCUGCAUGACCUGGUGCCUGCCCUGCGUCACCUUUGGCAAGACGCACCACCGCGUCCGCAAGAACGGCUCCAUGGAGGGCUGGGAGCCCAUCAACACUUCUUGCCUCAUGUUCUGCGCCUCCUCCUGCUUCGCCCUCCACUGGAUCCCCAUGUCCAUGCAGCGCGCCGACAUCCGCGCCCGCUACAACCUCCAGGGCAGCUGCCUCGUCGACAUUGCCACCGCCUGCUGCUGCGGCCUCUGCGACCUCGUCCAGGCCGAGAAGGAGUCGGAGCAGCGCGAGGCCCUCCUCCGCAGCAACGGCCCGGCCGCCGAGCAGUACCGCCCUGCCGAGGGCAUGGCUUAUGGCCCUACCGCUUGA